Aspergillus mulundensis is the source of this 2385-nucleotide messenger RNA. RefSeq lists its product as uncharacterized. Bases 1 to 2385 code for a protein of 794 amino acids. The transcript is spliced from 3 exons. The record is from RefSeq and is a predicted model, not a curated record. NCBI's taxonomy places the organism in Eukaryota, Fungi, Ascomycota, Eurotiomycetes, Eurotiales, Aspergillaceae. Gene Ontology annotation, biological process: protein transport.
AUGGCGGCCUCUAAUGGUAAGGCAGUGGAGUCGAACGACAGAGUCGUCGUGACUCCCGAGAGGUCAAAACCAAGGAGCACGAGCCGGGUUCGAUGGACUGUUGGACUGUUAGUACGGCUUUGCAUUUGGUACUUUCUCUUGACGCCGUUCUUCCGCUGCCCGUCUAACGUCGCCGAAUUGACGGACUCUUCGCCUCGGAUCUGCAAACCGUACUUGGCAGCUAAAUCCUACGUCGAGCCUCAUGUUACCCCUUACUAUAACACCUACGCGGCGCCUUACGUUGACGCUGCUCGCCCGUAUGUCGUUGUACUGAACGAGAAGGUCUACACUCCAGCUUCAAACAUCGCGAAGCAGGGCUAUCAGGCGUAUGGCGCGCCGGCGCUGAAUCGCGCUCAGGCAUAUGGCCAGCAGCAAUGGGAUGCAAAUGUUGUUCCCCAUAUCGAAACCACCAAGGCCAAAGCAGCGGACUGGUACGGGGCGCAAGUGGCGCCACACGUUGACUAUGUCGUGACGACGGUAUCUCCAUACUACAACAAUGUUCGCGGAGCGUACUGGAAAACCGUGGACGGUUAUAUCCUACCUUUUGCCGCCAAAUACCAGCCAUACAUUGGGAAGACAUACACAUCCGGCCAGGAAAUUUUGACUACGACUGUUAUGCCCCACGCGCAGAACGCGUGGUAUUCGACCGUUUACUUUAUCUAUCAGACGCUGUGGCCCAAGAUGUCUAGCCUAUACUCCGAGAAUGUGGAGCCUCAACUCGUGAAGAUUGGCCAGAGACUUGCGAGCUAUCGCGAGGGUGACCGGUUGAGAAGCGUGGCGGCUGAAGCCGAGAGUGCUGCCACGUUUAUAUCUUCCACCGCCGUGGAAACCACCGCCACCGAGCCGCCUACCGCAUCUUUUACCCCCGAACCCACACCGACACCUUCAUUAUCGCCAUCCCAAUUGGCAGCGCAAAUCCGCGAGAAGAUUGCCUCUGACCUCGUAACCUGGAAGGAGCGAUUCGCUUCGGCGUCUGAGAAGGGCGUCGAGAGUCUCGAGGGCCGCGUGGUUGAAAUUGUCGAUACCUACGUAGCGGACGGUGCACAAUCUGAGGGCGAGAAGCUUGUAAACGCUUUGGAAAGCGCCGUCGAAGAGCAGACUGCUGCUAUCAAGAACCGUAUCAGUGGGCUUACUGAGGCUCUACCGGUCACUGAUUCCCCGGAAGAGGAAGAGGCCGCCAUCGAGGAGCUAUUAAAGGAAGUCAGAAGCUCUGCCGUGUCCAUCCGAGAUCGAGCUCACGUUCUCAGAGAAUGGCACGUUUCAUUCGAGCAGAAUCUCCUUAACAAGGUUGCAGUCGCAGUGAACUCUACGCUCGCUGUCCUAGACAAUGUCCGGGACCUCGGUUUGCAAGAAAUUGGAAUGAGAUGGGCAUUGAUGGACGGCGUCACGUAUAAAGACUGGGAGGACUACCACGCCUUGAAAGAGGAAUUCGAGGACUGGAAAGUCAAGUUCCGUGAGAUCGCAUUGCAACAUGCACGAAUUGAGGCUGUCAAGGAGCAUGCGGACGAAACUCUUUCACGUGGGAUGGAUGUUGCUGAGGCCGCAGCGAAGGAGCUCGCUAGAUUGAAGGAAGUUGGCCGAUGGAAGAUAGCAGCCCGAGAAGUCAGCGAGGAUUUCGAUACCAGGUCGGAGCCUCCACCACCCCUUUCUAAGCCCAACGUCGAUGCGGAAGAAAUCCCCGUGGUGCAAGAAGAUCAGGAAGUCCCAUCCGAAGCUGAAGAAAAGUCUUUCGAGCUGAACGACACUACUGCUGAUUCCAAUGCGGAGAAGGAUGACGAAUCACCAGAACUUGGUGAAGUCCAUGAAGCUGAGAAAAUCCAGGAAACUGCCUCAGACACCGCGUCCGAAUCCACCGUCUUUUCUGGUGAUUCUGCGGAUGAUGACAGCACAGUCGACACCGAACUGCCAGAACGAGAGGAUGCAGCUGUUCCGGAAUCUAACCCUUUCGGAGCUGCGGCUGCCGCAGUGCUUCUUGAAAAAGCAGCCGCCGAGGUUGACGAUGCUGACAGGCUUGAGCUUGACGAGGUCGUUGUUGACGCCGAAGCAACCAAGAUCUCCGAAGCCCUAUCCGAAUCAUUGAAGUUUGAAGAUCUCAACACCGAGCCAACGCCUAGUCAAGCACCCGCCCAGCAGCAACAAUCCAUCGAGGAACUUCUCUCUCAUAUUCUCGCCGAUACGGAUCCUGCUUUUGCUGAUAAAGUCUUGAAGAGGCUUAAUGCCAUCUAUGAGACGCCGCAGCCGAUCCCAGACACUCAGGCUUCCACUGAAAUUUCAGGCUCUACAGCUGCGGCAUCAACGCAAGCAGCGGACUCUGAUAAGAGUCAAUUCAGCCAGGUUGAUCUCUAG